UGACAGAUAAAGGGGAAGUGCAGUUUCAGAACCCAGCUAGCUCUCUCCUGCCUGCCUCCCCAGGCUCCACCAACCUCUUCUCCAGCUUCGUCCCGGGGACCCGCCUUGGACCCCAUGGCCAACCACAGAUUCACCCCGGUGUCCGAAGGGGAGUCCUGCUGCGGCAUCUCCAGGAGAGCCCAGAUCUGUCUCUGCGUCUUUCUCUGUCUCCUGGUGGGGGUGAUCAUUGCGGUGGUGGCGGGAGUUCGGCUGUGGCACCAGCCGCUCAAGCACAGGGAGUGGAACGGAACCGGCAGCACUGCUCAUUUUCAGGAUAUCUUCCUGGGGCGAUGCUACAUCUACACUCAAUUGGUGCAGCCGGAGUUCAGAGAUAGAGACUGCAAAAAGAUCGAGGAGGCCUUCAGGAAUGCAUUUAUUUCUAAGGACCCCUGCGAGGUGACAGAGGAAGACUACCACCCACUGAUGGAGCUGGCGAGUCAAACUGUGCCUUGUGACAAGACGGUCUUUUGGAGCAGAACAAAGGAGCUGGCGCAUCAGUACACGUGGGUCCGGCAGGAGAUGUUCACGCUGGAGAACACGCUGCUGGGUUACGUGGCCGACGGCCUCACCUGGUGCGGGGACUCAGGCUCUUCUGAAAUGAACUAUCAGUCUUGUCCAGACUGGAGGAAAGACUGCAAGAACAACUCUGUGACUGUAUUCUGGAAGGUGCUGUCCAAAAUGUUUGCAGAAAAUGCCUGUGGUAUGGUCCAAGUGGUGCUCAAUGGAUCCCUCAGUAACGCCUUUAGUAAAGACAGCACGUUUGGAGGCGUGGAAGUCCAUAAUUUGCAUCCAGAGAAGGUUCAUACACUGCAGGCCUGGGUGAUGCACGACAUUGGAAAAAGCCCCAGCGACUCAUGCUCGGGUUCCUCCAUAAUGGACCUGAAAUCGAUUAUGAGUAAAAGAAAUAUAAAAUUCACCUGCCAGGAUAACUACAGACCUGUCAAGUUUCUUCAGUGUGUGAGAAAUCCUGAGGAUUCAUCUUGCUCACUCAGGACAUGAGCCAAUCAACACGGUGGAUCCCUUGCAGUAUAUGUCAACAUGCAUGACUCAGGGGCCACGCUGGUGGAAACCAGAGGAUUGGGGAGGAUCCUCUGUCAUAAUAUCUACACUGCAGAUGGAAGCCUUUUCCUCCAAAGUCGUAAACUAACUUACAUGAUUGGUGUAGUUCUUAUUUUGAUCUCCUAAUAGUCAGGAAAAAAAUAAUUGUUUUAUAAAAAUAGAAUGGAGAUUUUAUAGUAAGUUAUUUUAUUUUAGUUUUCAUAUGAUGCUUUCAUGAUGUUGAUAUGUUGGUAACAUCCAUUCUACUGAAGAAUGACCACACUGAACCUCUCUUAUUGGCAGGUCAAGAAAAGUAAAUGCCUAGACUUUUCAGAAAAGGUUACAUUUCUAAAUGAAUGAUCUUGUCUCAGGAUAUAUUUCUGUAUCUUUCCUACAGAUAAACUAUGAAUGCCAUGGUAAUGGGUCACUUUGGGAGAAGUGUUCUGUGGGAUAUAAGCUACCCAUAAACUUGGUGCUUUAACUCCAGCCUUUCCAACAGCACUAUGAGUUAGACAUUAUCACCUCCCAUUUGUUAAUAAUUUCCCUGGAGUCAUACAUUUAGUUCAAGGUAGAGAAUGAAUUUGAACUCAGCUUUAUGCGACUCCAAAAUUCAUGUGCUCUCUCUUUCUAGACCUAGAACACCAAACUGACGGUGCCUUAUGUUCUCUUCCAAUAAAUACAUGUCGGAUUUAAUCAAAUACAACAGGAUCUGAAAUACGAUUAUCCUUGGAUGGCUUCAAAACCGAUAUAUUCUUCCCUCCUCUUGCUCGUCCUUCUCAUCAUCUUAUAUAUGUGUUAGGCAAUUAAAAUACGCAUUUGUUCCUGAUACUAGCAAUUUGUUUCUCCCUUGGGUUUGUUUGUUUCUCCUUUGAAUUUUUCUUGAUUAGUCUUGAUGGUCACUUUUAUUACUCAUGCCAAGAACCAACCUGUAGCUUUGUUGAUUUCCUGUUUAUUUGGGUUUUGCUUUUCUCUCUUUUUAGAGAUCUAGAGAUUCCUUCUCAUUUCUUUGGGUUCUUUUAUUCAGCUUCUUAAGGUGGAAGCUUAGAUCGUUGAUUUUUCAGCUCAUCUUCUUUUCUUAUAUGUAUGUUUUAGUCCUGUAAAUUUUUCUGAGUGCUGCUUUAGCUGCAUCUCUUAGAUUUUGAUAUGCCUGUUUUCAUUAUCAUUUAGUUAAAAUGUUUUCUAAUUUAAUGGUUAUUUGGAACGUUGCUUAAUUUUCAAGCAUCUGGAGAUUUUCUAGUCUUAACAAAAAAUAGGUGCAUUGAAUGAAGAACUAAUAAACUAAUUUGAGAUUCCUUCAGGGAACCCACUAGGUUUGUUGAAAACAGCACACAUUUUGGGGUUAGACAUUUCUAGAUUCAUAGUUUGGCAUCACUCCGUGAUCCUGAAUGAAAUGUCUAACCUCUCUGAACUUCAGCUUCUCUAUCACUCAAAUAUGGAUUAUGAACUUACCCUUAUCAAAGUGUGGUGAGAACUACAGGAGAUGACAGAAACUGACAGUCUAGCACAGUGUCUCAAAUGUAAGCAGUCGCUCAACCAGUGUUGCCACCUUCCUGCUGGCCCCUGGCUGACAAUCCGGUGUCCUUCCGGGGCCCUUGCAGCUGCAGCCACUACAGUCCAUCUGCAGAUUCUUCACUAGCCCAUUCUUCACUUAGGCACAUCCUCACGGGAUGCAGUCUCGGCUGGACAUGAGGAUGGAUGCUUGGGACCAGUUCUGAUUAGGAUUCAGGCUUGCCCCAAGUUUCAGUAAACUCCAUCUGCAGAUUGUCUUCAGAAACAGGUCCCUGCUAAUCCACUGGGUGGCCUGGCUGUUCUCCUCUCAAGGCUCUGCCUCGUUGUUGGGCUCCCGUGCUGAUUUCUGGACCCUCUAAUGUCCUUUCCUUGUUCACCAGGACACCCCUUGAAGUGGCUUCCCCGGGUCAGAAAAAUUUUGUUCUUUAUGUCCCCUUUCAAAGAUGAAAUGGACAGAGUUAAAAUCAAUCUGUGAGACUCUUCCCCCAACAAGAUUCAUUUGAGUGUUAGGGGUUACAGCUGAUGGAGACCAAAGAGGAUGUUGGUCCCAGGUUUUCACCCCACACUGCAGAGAGCAGUGGGCAGCCCUGGAGGUGGCCGGGGCCUGAGGUGCUGUUUUCUCCUGGCACCACCUGGUACCCUCAUUGCCAUGAUGCUCCAUCCCUGCCUCCACUCUCUCUGUAGUCCAAUCUUGUACCUUUGCUGUUGACCAUGCAUCUCUAGCCCUAAGGACUUCCUGGCCUGCAUCCACAAACGGAUGUUCCUCAACCCUCUCAUAAGUGACACCUCUACUAAAUUAUUGGUUGCUCAUAAAUCUCAUAUCUUACUCACAAAUCUGCUGUUGCCAGUCUCCCCACUUCAUUCUUGUUUGGGCUAGACAAAUCCUCUUACCAUCCCAAUUUUUAUUCACCAUCAUACUUACCUAAAGGGCACGGGAAUGACUCAGAGCCUGACUUUCCUUUCUGAACUCCCACGGCUCAGUAUUUUCCUUCUGCAAUGGUUCAUGACUUUAUAAUAUGUGAAGCACACUCUCAAAUACAGUUUUGAAAUCACAGGCUGAAUACUUGAAAGGACACACACAUACCCCCCCACACAUACUUUUGUGUUAUAAAAAGCGGAGUCUUUUAAUCCCCAAUGGGUCUUUCUUUAGCUCUGCUUCACUGUUUGCAUUGACCUGUUUGGUGCCACAUCAGUGUCUCUUAUGUGCCUGACAGACAAAGCCAAGCAUAUAUAAAAUAUUUUGGCAAAACACAUUCUUUCUUCGGCUUGACAGCUUUGUUGGAGACGAGCUCCACCCACAGCCACACAUUCCCCGAUAGAGGGGAUGCAGCUGGGGCCACGUUGAUUCAUUUCCUGGAAUCCCUUUCCCCCUUAAACCAGUUCCCAAGACUGUGACUUGAGUAUCUCAGGUAGAAGCUGUACUGCACAGAACGACUCUGUUUUUGUGGAUUUUUAAAAGGCAAGUAGUUACAUACAUGGUUAAAAUUAUGUAUGGCAAAUUAAAAUUGUAUGAAGUAAAAUGUUAAAGUCAGCCUAGAGUAUGAUACAUCUUUAAAGGGUAUUUUAUAAAUGCAGUGUUAAUCUGACAUUUCCUCACCAUGUUUUAAAAAUAUUUAAGUGGUUAAUUUAUUUUUAUUACCUUAGUCAUCAUUUUAAUAUACAUAUUUUUAUCAGUCUAUCAGGGACUCAGUAGCUGGGUGCUACCCGAGAGGCAGUGGUUAGCUGGCCCUCAGCUCACACACAUAAAUGCAUAGAAGGGCUUGAAUUGGUCCCUGACAGAGCAUUUAUCCUUGAACUUGAUUCACAUACGUUCACUUUGCCACUUUAUCCUCUGAUCAAAGUGCAAACAGCACAAGGUAGUGAAAACUGUGGGAUUAAGAGACAAGUGAUCCAGUGAACUGGAUCAUUAACAUCUGUGAAUCUUCAGUUUGGAAUCUAUUUGUAACAGAUAUAAGUGAAUUACACAAAUAAUAAAUGAUUAAUAAAAGA
Messenger RNA from Camelus dromedarius (Arabian camel), 4575 nucleotides. RefSeq names its product CD38 molecule (gene CD38). Gene Ontology annotation, cellular component: plasma membrane. Gene Ontology annotation, biological process: positive regulation of B cell proliferation. The record is from RefSeq and is a predicted model, not a curated record. The transcript has 8 exons. Gene Ontology annotation, molecular function: NAD+ nucleosidase activity; phosphorus-oxygen lyase activity. Lineage: Eukaryota; Metazoa; Chordata; Mammalia; Artiodactyla; Camelidae. The coding region runs from base 115 to 1038 and encodes 307 amino acids.